AUGAAUUGCUGGGCUCUUUCCUUGAGGUGUCGUUUCUUGUUUCAUGCUAUUGAAACAUUAAUCUUAACUUACUAUGACUCCUUUGUGUUGGUCAGCUCUCAGGGACAUUUCCCUAGGCUUGAAAAUGUGGGAGCUUUCAAGAAUGUGUCAAUUGUGCCAACUCAAGCCACUUGUGGGCUACCAGGCCGAAGUACUUUUUGUCAUAGCUCAGUAGCUGUUGAAAGUAUUAUGUCCUGCACCCAGAGGUUUUGUGUUCAGGAAUGUCCAUACAGGUCGUCGCCUUCUUCCUACAAACUGCUUCUUUCAGAAGGCCUUGGUACCUGUAUCACAGAGGACAAAAGGGACUUGCAUCCAGGGUCCUUCAGCAACUCUUCCAGUUUUAUUUUUCAUAAUCACAAGGAUUGCUUCUCCACUCCCCGUUCUCAGAGGCUUGCAGCUUCAUUUACGUUAACUGUAUGGUUGAAACCUGAGCAAGAAGGUGUAAUGUGUGUGAUAGAAAAGGCUAUUGAUGGGCAGACUGUGUUCAAACUCACAAUCUCUGAGAAAGAGACCAUGUUUUAUUAUCGCACAGUAAAUGGUUUGCAGCCACCAAUAAAAGUAAUGACACUGGGGAGAAUUCUUGUGAAGAAAUGGAUUCAUCUUAGUGUGCAGGUGCAUCACAACAGAAUUAGUUUCUUCUUGAACGGCUGGGAAGAUGACAACACACCUUUUGAUUCAAGGAUUCUUAUGGGAACAGUUGCAGAUACUGAUGCUGAUGGUACAUUACAAAUUGGGCAAAGCUUCACAGGUUUAGAGCAAUUUGUUGGAAGAAUGCAAGAUUUUCGAUUUUACCCGGUGGCACUUACAAACAGAGACAUUUUGGAAGUAUUCUCUGGAAAAUUUCCUCAUCUUCACACCCAAUCUGAGUGCCGCUGUCCUGGAAGUCAUCCCCGGGUACACCCGUUGAUACAGAGGUACUGCAUCCCUAAUGGUGCAGAUGAUACCACUAAUGACAGAGUACUGAGGUUGGAUGCAGAAGCCCAUCCUUUGUAUUACAUCAAUGACGAUGACAUAGGGACCACUUGGAUUUCAUCUGUGUUUGCUAAUACUGCGGGUCUGGAUCGUGGUGUUUCAAUCACAAUAGAUUUACAAAAUGGACAAUAUCAGGUAUUCUAUAUUAUACUGCAGUUCUUUAGUCCACACCCUGAAGCAGUAAGAAUUGAAAGGAAAAAAAGAGAUGAUCUAAACUGGGAAGACUGGCAGUAUUUUGCUAAAAAUUGCAGUAUUUUUGGAAUGGAUAACAAUGGAUCUCUGGAAAAAGCAGACUCUGUCAACUGUCUCCAGCUUCCUAGCUUUACACCGUAUUCCCGUGGUAAUCUAACUUUCAGUGUUCUUACCCCGGAACCAAAUCACCGACCUGGUUACAAUGAUUUUUACAAUACUCCAUCUCUCCAAGAAUUUGUAAAAGCCACACAAGUGAGGAUUCAUCUCCAUGGCCAGUAUCACACUAAUGAGUCUUGGGUAAAUUUUAGGCAUAGAUAUUAUGGAGUUAAUGAAGUUACAGUCAGUGGAAGGUGUAAUUGCCAUGGCCAUGCUGAUAAUUGCGACACAGCUAUGGAACCAUAUAGGUGCCUGUGCGUCAAGGAAAGCUAUACAGAAGGAUAUAAUUGUGAUCGCUGUUUACCAUUGUACAAUGACAAGCCUUUUCGUCCAGGUGAUCAAGUUCAUGCCUAUAAUUGCAAACCUUGUCAGUGUUACAGCCAUGCAGUAAGCUGCCACUAUGACUUAGCAAUGGACCCUUUUCCCCAGGAGCACUACAGGGGCAGUGGUGGAGUGUGUGAGAACUGUCAACACAACACAGCUGGAAGGAACUGUGAGCUGUGUAAGGAUUUCCAUUACAGACAAACAGGUGCAGAUCUUUCAGCCAUUGAUGUUUGCAAACCCUGUGACUGUUACGCAACAGGCACCAAAAAUAAGAGCCUCCUCUGUGACAGUAUUGGAGGCCAGUGUAAUUGUAAGAGACAUGUGUCUGGCAGACAAUGCAAUCAGUGCCAGGAAGGAUUCUACAAUCUGCAACAGUCAAACCCUGAUGGCUGCAGUCCCUGUAACUGCAAUACCUCUGGGACAGUCAAUGGAGAUAUUACCUGUCACCAAAAUUCAGGCCAGUGCAAGUGCAAAGCAAAUGUUAUUGGUCUUAGGUGUGAUAGUUGCAAUUUUGGAUUUAAAGCUCUCAGAUAUUCUAAUGAAGAUGGAUGUGAGCCUUGUUGGUGCAACAGCCAUGGCUCAGUGAACCAAUUCUGCAACCCCCUUUCCGGGCAGUGCAAUUGUAAAGAACAAGUGAAAGGGCUUCAUUGUGACACCUGCACGGACCACUUUUAUGGGCUGGAUGUAACUGGUUGUAAGGCUUGUGAAUGUAACGUUGCAGGGUCGUUUUCUGGAACUGUGUGUGAUGGGAAGACAGGGCAAUGUGCGUGUAAACCAAAUAUUGGAGGAAGACAAUGUGACGAGUGCCUAGAUGGCUACCACAAAGUACAGGAAGAUCAUUCCUUUGUUUGUCUGCCAUGUAACUGUGAUAAGACAGGUACAGUGAAUGGCUCUCUGCUUUGUGACAAAUCAACAGGACAGUGUCCUUGCAAAGCUGGUGUAACUGGCCUUCAGUGCAGUCAGUGCAUGCUUCAUACGUACAACCUCAGCAUGAGCAACCACCUCGGCUGCCAGCGUUGUGACUGUGACGCUCUGGGCACAUUGGCAGGAACAGUUUGUGACCAUGUUUCUGGACAGUGUGUCUGUUUGCCUCAGCGUCAGGGGAGAAGGUGUAAUGAGUGUAAACCAGGUUUUUAUUUUUCUCCAUCCAGUGUCACUGGCUGUCUGCCAUGCCUGUGCCACCUAGCUGGUUCAGUGAAUGAGACCUGUGAUAAACUAACUGGCCAAUGUAUUUGCCAAGAUGCCUCUGUAACAGGACAGACAUGUGAACAUUGCAAAGAGCUUUAUUUUGGAUUUGACUCUGUCACAGGGAG
Leptosomus discolor (cuckoo roller) is the source of this 2996-nucleotide messenger RNA. The record is from RefSeq and is a predicted model, not a curated record. NCBI's taxonomy places the organism in Eukaryota, Metazoa, Chordata, Aves, Leptosomiformes, Leptosomidae.